UAAAGAGGUCACGACAGCAGGAAGCUGUUGCAAGGGGCUUACCCGUAGUCAAGAUGGCGGCGUGCAGGGGGUUCGGCAGUCUGUGGCACCGCUGGCGGCGGGGUACAGAGAACUUUCUAUUAACAAACAGGGCUCUGCAAAAACAAUACCCAUUUUUCCAAAACAAGCAAUUGACGUUUCAGGUUUCUCUAGCCCAUACAGACAUUCAACAGCCCAAGGAAAACUCUUUGGUAUCCGUUUUAGAUGAGCCAGAUACACUGUAUAAGAAACUGGCUGUUUUGGUUAAAGGUCAUGACAGAGCUGUAUUGGAUAGUUACGAAUAUUUCAUAUUACUUGCUGCUAAAGAACUUGGCAUUUCUAUUGUAAAGGUAGAACAGCCUCCAAAGAAGAUACAACGAUUCACUCUUCUGAAAUCAGUGCACAUUUUCAAGAAGCACAGAGUUCAGUAUGAAAUGAGGACACAUUACCGAUGUUUAGAGUUGAAGCAUUUAACUGGCAGCACAGCCAAUGUUUAUUUGGAAUACAUUCAACGAAACUUGCCUGAAGGGGUUGCCAUGGAAGUAAAAAAGACUAGAUUAGAAAAACUUCCUGAACAUAUUCAAAAGCCUAUUUGGGACACACUGCCUCAAGUAGAAGAAACAGCAAGUCAAUCAUGAGCAAAGUCUGAUCCUGAAACAAAUAAGCCUGUGUUGUUUAAUGGCUGAACUGCUAAUCUGGAAGACUGCUAAGAAAUCAAGGAAAGGUCUUUUGAUAACUGUGGUACUUUUUCUGUCUCUCUCUAAGAAAAGAUUUUCAUCAUGCUAUUCAAAAACUCCUGCUUGUGCAUAUUAAGACACACAAUCUACAGGCUGUAAAAUAAACUUAUUAUAAAUGGA
Molecule: messenger RNA, 875 nt
Organism: Eublepharis macularius
Lineage: Eukaryota; Metazoa; Chordata; Lepidosauria; Squamata; Eublepharidae
Gene: MRPS10
Product: mitochondrial ribosomal protein S10
Exons: 7
Coding region: 54-656 (200 amino acids)
Biological process (GO): translation
Cellular component (GO): ribosome; mitochondrion; mitochondrial small ribosomal subunit
Molecular function (GO): structural constituent of ribosome
Source: RefSeq, a predicted model, not a curated record